Messenger RNA from Cuscuta epithymum, 2839 nucleotides. The record is from the annotation of a GenBank genome assembly. Lineage: Eukaryota; Viridiplantae; Streptophyta; Magnoliopsida; Solanales; Convolvulaceae.
CUUCCACAUAGGCCCUUAAUUGCAAUAAGUAAAACUUUCAUACACUAAAACUAAGAUUAAAAUUUACACGUAUCAAUAAAAUUAUGUAGUAAUUAUUUAGAGAUAAAUAGUUUAUUGUUCCAGCAAAAGGGAAGAAUAAUUUCGGGACAAACAAUAAAAAGUGUGAUUUUUAAAUAAAAACAUAUGUAACCGACACAUCAUUUUCUGUCUAUAAUACGGGGUAUAUUCACAAACAAAACUCGGAAAAUGAUGUUACCCUUGUGAAUCCCCCACUCUUUCUCACUCCUCCUUUUGAAACUCCCCCACAACAAGAGAAAAGGUUAUGGCCUAAUCCAUCCAUUAAAAGCAGGAUGAAAAGAAUGCAAUACCGGAUAAAGAAAGCCAUCCCAUUUCAUCAUUGACCUUCCUUUUUGUGCGCGUUUCCCCUCCCAGCCUUUUAUCUGGACGGAACUGCCAACACGGCCAAAACUCCAUGAAUCUGCCAUACCUUUUCCUUUCCCACUGAACCUUUCUUCAAUCUGCUCCAUUUCCUGAAGAAUGGACUCUGAAAAUCCAUCUUCCAAAGGCCCUCAAGCAUGGUUUUGCACUACAGGGUUACCAAGCGAUGUGACAAUCCAAGCGGAUGACAUGACCUUCCAUCUUCACAAGGUUUGCGUGCUUCAUUGAAUUUCAUCUUCCCGUGUCUAACAACCUCUUCUCUGUCAUUAAUUCCUCUGUAUAUUCAUUUCUCUGUUCAGUUUCCGUUGAUGUCGAAGAGUGAAAAGCUUCAUGACUUAAUUACAGAGCAAGAGACAAAGCAUAGACUGGAUGGUAAUGGUGAUGGAGAGAUUGAAGAAGAAGACGACUUCGCGGCGGAGACAGUGGAAUGUCACAUUUCCUUCCCUAAUUUCCCGGGCGGGUCGGAGACUUUUGAGGCUGCUGCGAAGUUCUGCUACGGAGUCAAGAUUGACUUGUCUGCUUCAAACGUGGCUUCUCUCCGAUGUGCUGGGGAAUAUUUGGCGAUGACCGAAGAAUAUGCGGAAGAAAAUCUCAUCUCAAAGACUGAGAGAUUUUUUUCACAAACCGUUGUGAAGAGCAUCAAGGACUCGAUCAAAACCCUAAGCUCCUGCGAGAAGCUCUUGCCGUUGGCGGAGACGCUCGGCAUUGUUCAGAGAUGCAUCGAUGCUAUUGCGGCAAAUGCCUCCUCCGCAGAUCCGUCGUUGUUUGGAUGGCCGGUGAGCGACGGGGCUUCCAACCGGAAAGGAAUUGUCAACAGGUCUUUCUGGAACGGCGUGGAAGCAAAUACUCGCGGGAAAGGCAUUUCCAGAGAUAGAGGGACAGAAGAUUCUUGGUACGAAGAACUUGGCCAUCUAAGAUUGCCUUUGUUCAAGCGUUUGAUUUUAGCCAUGAAAGGUCAACGAUUGAAUCCGGAAGUCAUCGAAAACUGUUUGAUAUCCUAUGCACAGAGAAGUAUUCCGGGACUUUCACGAUCUAAUCGGAAACCAUCUUCAUCAGCCAUACCUGAUGAGAAUGAGCAGAGACAGAUUCUCGAGACUAUAGUAGCAAAUCUCCCAGCAGUUAAAAGCUCAAGAGCUUCCUCAACAACUCGAAUUCUAUUCGGAUUACUACGAGCCGCGAACAUUCUGGAUGCAUCAGAGAAUUGCCGAUCAGGACUGGAGAGGAAAAUCGGAUCGCAACUGGAGCAAGCUACGCUUGACGAUCUUCUCCUUCCAAGCUUUUCACAUCAAAACGAAACUCUGUAUGAUGUGGACUGUGUGGAGAGAAUUUUAGGUCAUUUCUUAAGUGGUUUGGAAGAUCAAUCUGCAAAUGGAGGAGAUGAAGGCGGUGAUGAGACCAACAAUUCAAGAUCUAGUUCCGUAAUGCUGGUAGGGAAAUUGAUAGACGGUUACUUAUCUGAGAUAUCGGUCGACUCUAAUCUGAAGCCGGAGAAAUUCUGCGAAUUAGCCGUUUCUCUUCCUGACCAAGCUAGACUGUUAGAAGACGGCCUUUACAGAGCAGUUGACGUCUAUCUAAAGGUAAUUACUCCGUACAAUGUAAUUGUAUAUAUUAAGCGCACGCUAGUUAGGUUUCUGAAGCGAAUUAGGUUUAUGAUUUCAUAAAUCUGAGCAAAAAUCCUUCAUGCAGGCGCAUCCAUGGAUAUCGGAAGCGGAGAGAGAGAGAAUCUGCGGAGUAAUGGAUUACCAGAAGCUGACAUUAGAGGCGUGCACUCAUGCGGCUCAGAACGACCGCCUCCCGCUGAGAGCAAUUGUCCAGGUACUGUUUUUUGAGCAGCGUCAACUCCGGCACGCUAUUGCCGGAACUCUGCUAGCCGCGCAAAUGCCUCAGCUGGAAAUCGGCGAGGAAGGGGAAGAUGACGAGGAGGCGGCGUCUCCGCCGGCGCAGGGAGCGAGCUGCACGUGGAGAGCAGCUGUGAGGGAAAAUGAGGUGCUGCGACUGGACAUGGAUAGCAUGAGGACGCGUGUGCAGGAGCUGGAGCGCGAGUGCUCCACGAUGAAAAGAGCGUUUAAUAAAGCGGUUGGGCGCGGCGGUGAUGGCGGCGGCGAGCAGGGCGGAGGGUGGAGGAAGAGGUUUGGGUGCAAGUUUAAGGCCCAAAUAUGUGACUCCCAUGAGCCCACUGUUGCGGAGGCCCGUAAAGGACGAUCCCGUCGACAUCAAUAACAUUGUAUUUACAAAAUUUCAAUUCUUUCCAGUCAGAAUUCUUAAUUAAAUCUUAAUUUAAUUUUUUUUACUAAAAGAAAUUACAGGAAUAUUAUGCUAAUGCUGCGUACAUUCCUACCACUUUUGUACGUUAAUUUUGUGAGUGAUGAGAACAUACUUUGUUUAAGGUGGAGCAAUAGAG